This is a messenger RNA of Ilyonectria robusta, 854 nucleotides long. RefSeq lists its product as uncharacterized. The coding region runs from base 184 to 660 and encodes 158 amino acids. NCBI's taxonomy places the organism in Eukaryota, Fungi, Ascomycota, Sordariomycetes, Hypocreales, Nectriaceae. The transcript has a single exon. The record is from RefSeq and is a predicted model, not a curated record.
GCCCUCGGAUGGGAAGCGAUCCUUAUCAAGAUUUGACCUUGCCUGCCUGCCUCCUAUGGCAGCAACGCAGCACAAAAGGACCAGUGCCGCCGCAUCCACUCACAAAGUCGCGCUGUCCUUGCCUGCCGUCUCGUUUCCAUUCGGACCCUCUCUGAGCAGCAAGCGAAGGGCCAACAAACCCUCAUGUCCGUCCAAUGUCUGGCCUCGCCUGCAAGGUCUGGGCGGAGGGAACAAGCCAACCGAGACAAUAAUCCAGCGCCAUGCCUCUCGUGUGAGUCCCUUGCUUCGGGGGGGGGGGGCAGUGGCUUCCAUUACCUUCACCCCGCGAUGAAUUCUGAUCUAUCCAUUGGAUUGAAGGGGGCCACCAUCUUGUCUUGGGGCGCGAUGCGCAAAGACAAACGCGGUAGGACCUGCAUCAUCAGGCAUCCUAGUCGUCGUCUCGUUCCCUCCUGCAAACCGCCCACCCGUAUUCCUGCUGGAAGGACAUCCGCGGAGCCAUGGUCGUUCUGUGCCUUGGCACACAACUAUUCUGCUUCUUGCAUCUCAUCCAAGACCUUGAAUGCUCCAUCCCGCGGUGACAUCACCAGUGACACCCAAAGGGUGCGCAUGGAUUGGUCACGCGAGCCUGUCAUUCUAAUCAGUCUUGUUGCGACAGAGUGAGCACCAAAGCAGGUCCUUCGAACCAAGGCGUGAAUUUGGGUUCAAUACCUCCCGCCACUUCCGCACUGGGUCUCCGGGAUGGGUGCCGGGCUGGGGGUCUCGCUCGUGUCCCCGUUCACUCGCCCGAUCAGUUGACGACGGACUGCGACGGAAAAGUUGGCUAGGCCUGGGCUGGCCUGGGGUUUCUUAUCACA